Salvelinus sp. IW2-2015 is the source of this 1559-nucleotide messenger RNA. It is a transcript of the gene npr3, whose product is annotated as natriuretic peptide receptor 3. Gene Ontology annotation, cellular component: membrane. Gene Ontology annotation, molecular function: peptide hormone binding; natriuretic peptide receptor activity. NCBI's taxonomy places the organism in Eukaryota, Metazoa, Chordata, Actinopteri, Salmoniformes, Salmonidae. The record is from RefSeq and is a predicted model, not a curated record. Gene Ontology annotation, biological process: signal transduction.
GUUACCUUAUUUAAACAAGAGGAUUGACCAGGGAAACGGGAGAAUUAGUUAGGAAAACUCAGGGGAUUCUUCCAUCAGUUGAGCAGGUUGCAGGAGACUCUCUGUUCCCGGAUCAUACACUUAAUACAUUUAGACAUUUUAUUUCAUUAAUUCAAAGAAAAAAGGCAAUUCAAUUUAGAUUUUUUUGUGUUUUUUGUUUAAAGAUUCCACAUUUGCAAUUUACCUGCGCGCUCCGCGGCUCCGGGGACGCAGUUGAACUUGGAGAGAGAGAGUUAUACAGAGAGGAUAGAAUCUCUCCAAUAUUGCAUUAUUACUGAUUACAGGCAAAGAAUAACUUUUAAAGUUGCAUCAUGCCAUUUUUCAUUUCAUUGUGUUUGUACCUUUGGCUGGGGUUGUUACCUGGCCGGACAAGUACAGCCGUGAAUGAAGACAUCGAAGUAUUGGUGAUGUUGCCCAAAAAUAACUCGUAUAUGUUCUCAAUAGCACGAGUGACACCGGCCAUCGAGUAUGCAAAGCAGGGGUUGAAAAUCGGCGGCGGUCUGUAUUCGGGACUUAAUUUCAACGUGCGUUAUGAGGAUUCCGACUGUGGCAAUGAUGCACUCUUCUCUCUGGUGGACCGCUCCUGUGAGAAGAAACCGGACUUGGUGCUCGGUCCGGUGUGUGAAUACGCCGCGGCGCCGGUUGUAAGGAUGGCAUCUCACUGGAACAUCCCGGUAAUAUCGGCAGGUGCUCUGGCCAGCGGGUUUAGAGACAAAGAGAAAGAAUUCUCUCGCCUAACCCGAAUCUCUCCGUCUUACCUAAAAAUGGCAGAUACGUUCUUGGCGAUGUUCCGUAACUUCAACUGGAAAGACGCGUUGCUGAUCUACGAUGACGAUAAGAAGGAGAGGAAUUGUUACUUCACUAUGGAAGGGGUGCACCUCAAACUCAUGGACGAAUAUCAGACCGUCACCUAUGCCAUCAACUCUAAAGAAGAGCGCCUGAACACAGACGACAUCAUCACAUAUAUCUACGAGAGUGAAGUUGUCAUCAUCUGCGCGGGAGCUGACAUCGUCCGAGACAUCAUGCUAGCUGCUCAUCGACGGAGGCUCACUAAUGGCAGCUACAUCUUCUUCAACAUCGAACUCUUCAACUCCACGUCUUAUGGCAACGGCUCGUGGAAGCGAGGGGAUAAGUACGACAGUGAAGCGCGACAAGCGUACUCUGCCCUCAACACGGUCACGCUGCUGCGGACGGUCAAACCAGAGUUUGAGAACUUCUCCCUAGAGGUCAAGAGGUCCAUUCAGAAGGCUGGCCUACCGGACUGUGACGACUGUGACAACAUCAACAUGUUUAUGGAAGGGUUCCAUGAUGCAUUGCUGCUGUACGCCCUGGCGCUGCACGAAGCCAUCAGGAACGGRCUCACCAAGAAGGACGGAGCAGAGAUCACCUACCGCAUGUGGAACAGAACGUUUGAAGGUAAAAGACACAACCCUCUGGUCCUUAUUAAACUUCUCCCUUAUCUCUUCCCCAUCGUUAUCCUCCCAUCCUUAUCAUAUUGGCCUAACUCCAGAGCCUUAGCA